CAUAAAGAAUGGCAGUUAAAAUUGACGGAAGACAUAAAUCUACGAACGUUGCGGGUAAUAUCGAAAAUGGUAUUAGUUAUUGCUCAGAAAAUGAUACAAUAAUAAGGAAGCUACAACUUAAAACCGAAGCACUUGUAUUGUUAAGUCAAGAAUUAGACCAAUGUAGAGCACAACGUGAUCAAUUUAAGUUGAUGGCUGAACAGAUUCAAGAAAGGUUUUUACACUUGAAGAAACAAACGUGCGAAAGGAGAGAAUUAAAUAGACCUUAUAAUUUGGAAGAUGACUUUAGGACCCUGGAUCUGCUGAUGGAAAGUCGCGAGCAAAAUAAAUGCCUUCGAUUGCAAGUAGAAACUUUGCGUCAAAAGCUUGGGGAUGCUCAAGGGGACAUUAAAGUGCUUAGAAGUAGUAAUCGAGUAUCCGAAGAACGGCAAGAGAAUCAACCAGUUCCUGAAAUGCAUCAACGGGAAAAAAUGCUAGAACAGUUAGAGAAUCUGAAUAUCAAAUGUGCUCAGUUACAAUCUGAACUGCAAACUGUAUUAGAUGAAAAGCACGAGUUGGAAAUAGAGAGAGAUGCAUUUAAAUGUAAAGCACAUCGUUUAAACUAUGAAUUGUCAAAGGCCCUCAAUGCACCAAAACCUGUAGACCUUGAUGCCUUAAUUAACGAAAACAGAUAUUUACAGGAGAGAUUGCAGCAAUUGCUAGAAGAAAAAGAGCUUGCAAGGCAGUCCCUAUCAAAAUAUAAGAGCAUGCUAGAUAGUAAACGAAUAAAAGGAAGCAUAAAAUUAGGUGGAAAUUCUGCAGCAGGAACAGUCAUGACACAUAAACAAGUGGAGCAGUUGUUACAACAGGGAUCUCAUAUACCCCCUCAAAAAUCAGCAGCUGCAUUGUCUGACCUACGCUGCCUGUGUACAGCCCUUUUAGAAGCGCUAAAUGAUAAAACCUUAGCCUUGGCUCAUCAAAAAAAAGCUAAUAAAAUUCUAGCAUCUAGAAUUUGCGAAUUAGAUAGUGCCAUUCAAUCUCCAACGACAAAACUUCUGGAAGGAUAUGGUGGAGCAGAUGAUGAAAAAUGUGAUGAGGAACAUAUAGGUAUGAACGGUUCGACACCACCCACGCUGAAUAACAGUAUUCAGGUAAAUGAAAGUCAGUCUGAAAAUACUGACGAAGCAACCAAAGAAAGGUCGGAAGUUUCUCAAACUCAAAUAUUAGAAGAAUUGAACUCUAUUUAAACUGAAUUAAGCUGUUUGGUACUUAGGUACAAAUACCUUUGAAAAGUUGUUUUACCAAAGAUAAUCAUAGAGUUCCUGUUUAGUUUGAUUGGCGUUUUAACGUCAUCGUAUACAUGCAAUUUAUUCUGACAUGUUAAACCUUUAUUUAGUCUCAAGAAGUCCAUCGUUCUACAUGAACCUAGUCAUUCCUAUAUGCUACUUCUAGCGUCGUCAUGCCUACGGUUUUCCGUUUUCUUUGCAGAUUUAUGCAAAGUAAACAAACCUUUUGAGAGAAUAUUUUACCAACACCGUUUAUUUGGCAUUUUUACCUUGUGUUUCACGAUAUGUACAUUGAUAACGGACGAAUUUAUUAGAUAUUCAAUGUACUUUAUUUUUAAAUAAAGAAAUCGGACAAUUUCAAGUAGUAUGACAAUUAUACAUCUAUGCGUGCCAGUUAAUAAGUUUAUUUCAGAGUU
Messenger RNA from Orussus abietinus, 1681 nucleotides. RefSeq names its product coiled-coil domain-containing protein 149. The transcript is spliced from 9 exons. The record is from RefSeq and is a predicted model, not a curated record. Lineage: Eukaryota; Metazoa; Arthropoda; Insecta; Hymenoptera; Orussidae. Bases 9 to 1226 code for a protein of 405 amino acids.